GAUUUGAUUAUUGAAGUCGUCAUUGCAUCUUUUGCGCUUUUUUUAUUUUAUUUUCUUUUCCGUCUAUUUUCUUUGCUUUUCUUGAGCUCCGCGUCGUUUCAUUUGAGAAAGCAGCAUCAAACGGCACUCAGAGGGCAAACGGUCCAAAUAUAAGAAUCACCGUAACCGAUUGACGAACCAGGUGGUGCAGAAGAACACUCAGACAGAAAUCGUGCGUUACUCUGUGUUUUCUGUUGCUGCUGUUUGCUGUUCCGUCGAUCUUUAUUCAUUAUUAUUACUUUUUAUUUUUGCUGAAAGAUCCAUCAAUCAAGAACACCAAAAAGAAUGUUUCUCUGCUGGGUUCUCGUUGCCGACGCGCUCUAUCGCGCGUACACGGUGUUCCAGUGGAUCUGGGCGUGCGUCACGCAGACUGUGGAUCGCUACACCGCACCCGUCAUUGACGUCCCACUGCCGGAGGUGAACUUCCCAGCGGCUCCCGCCGCCGAGACGCUCAACCCCCGCUCCGCCGGCGAGGGCAAGAUCCAGUGCUACGACAAGGGCACCAACACGCCGAUCGGCGUUGUGAAGGCCUACUCCCCCGACGAGGUCCGCGCGGCGGUGGAGAAGGCGCGCACGGCCCAGCAGAUCUGGGCACUCACUCCCUUCUCCACACGCCGCAAGCUGCUCUUUGCCCUGAUGGACUACAUCCUGGCGCACCAGGAGUUCAUCUGCAAGACGGCCUGCGUGGAGUGCGGCAAGACCAUGAUGGACGGCACGUUGGGCGAGAUGCUGACGACCUUCGAGAAGUUGCGCUGGACGGCGACGCGCGGGGAGGAGGUGCUGCAGGAGGAGGUGCGUGAUGUCGGACUCAUGACGAUCCACAAGCGUGCCAGCGUGCGCUACGUCCCUUUUGGUGUGAUCGGCGCCAUCGUCUCGUGGAACUACCCCUUCCACAACAUCUACGGCCCCAUGAUCUCCGCCCUCUUCGCCGGUAACGCGUUUAUCGGCAAGGUGUCCGAGUACUCCUCCUUCUACGCGUCCUACUACGAAUCCAUCGUGAAGGACGGCCUGCGCCAGCUCGGCUACUCGCCCGACCUCGUGUCCUUCCUGACGGGCUUCGCUGAGACCGGGGAGGCGGUGGUGUCCUCGGUGGACAAGCUCACCUUCAUUGGGUCGCCGGGCGUGGGCAAGAUCAUUAUGCGCAACGCCUCCGCCACGCUGACGCCGGUGGUGCUGGAGCUGGGCGGCAAGGACCCGGCGGUGAUCUGCGACGAUGCGGACAUGAAGCAGGUGAUCCCGGUGGUGAUGCGCGGCAACUUUCAGAACUGCGGUCAAAACUGUGUUGGGCUUGAGCGUAUCGUCGUGCACGAGAAGGUCCAUGACCAGCUGGUGGAGGAGGUGACUCGGCAGGUGCGCGGUCUCACGCAGGGGGCGGCGUCGCAAGGUCAGUACGACCUUGGCGCCAUGACGAUGGGGAAGGCGGCCAUCCCGAAGAUUCAGGAGUUGGUCGAGGCGACGGUGAAGGCCGGCGCCACGCUUGUGUGCGGCGGCAAGAUGAACGGCGACAUGUUCUACCCGCCGACCGUCCUCACCAACGUAACACCUGACAUGCCGAUCGCCCAGGAGGAGGUCUUCGGUCCGGUGAUGGUCAUCAUGAAGUUCAAGACGGACGAGGAGGCGGUGAAGAUGGUGAAUGCCUGCGCGUACGGCCUCGGCUCCAGCGUCUUCAGCCUCAACAUCCCGCGCGCGCAGGCCAUUGCCGAUCGCAUCCGCACCGGCAUGGUGAACAUCAACGACUUUGGCAUCAACUACCUUUGUCAGUCCUUGCCGUUUGGUGGGGUGAAGAUCAGCGGCUUCGACCGCUUCGCCGGACGGGAGGGGCUGCGCGGCAACUGCAUCGUGCGUGCGUCGACGACGGAUCGCAUCCCCGGAGUGAAGACGGAGAUCCCUGCUAUUCUGCAGUACCCGAUCCGCCCCGCCGCCUUCAAUUUCAUGGAGAACCUUGCCAAGGUCAUCUACGGCCGCCUGCCCUCCAUGGUAACGUCCGCCAUGAAGCUCGCCACCAUCAAGCCGGAGAGCGAUCACAAGAAGAAUGCGUAA
Messenger RNA from Leptomonas pyrrhocoris, 2079 nucleotides. Its product is annotated as putative mitochondrial aldehyde dehydrogenase. The record is from RefSeq and is a predicted model, not a curated record. The coding region runs from base 325 to 2079 and encodes 584 amino acids. Lineage: Eukaryota; Euglenozoa; Kinetoplastea; Trypanosomatida; Trypanosomatidae. The transcript has a single exon. Gene Ontology annotation, molecular function: aldehyde dehydrogenase (NAD+) activity.